Caenorhabditis elegans is the source of this 3215-nucleotide messenger RNA. RefSeq names its product Retinoblastoma-like protein homolog lin-35 (gene lin-35). The record is from RefSeq and is marked reviewed. Gene Ontology annotation, biological process: regulation of cell cycle; regulation of transcription by RNA polymerase II; regulation of cell cycle process. Gene Ontology annotation, cellular component: nucleus. The transcript is spliced from 10 exons. NCBI's taxonomy places the organism in Eukaryota, Metazoa, Nematoda, Chromadorea, Rhabditida, Rhabditidae. The coding region runs from base 22 to 2907 and encodes 961 amino acids.
ACUGGUAAAAACUUCUUCAAUAUGCCGAAACGAGCAGCCGAUGAGCCUGGAACAUCAACAACUGACCCAUUUCACGAGCAAAGCCCAUUCGAUGCCGUGUUAGCCGGCACGGAGACAACGGAUACAAUAUGUGAAGAGCCACCAGCAAAACGAAUCGACUUAGAUAUAAAGCAAGAAUUCAAUGGUGGAGUGCAAAGUGGAGGGCUGAUUAAAAAUGAAUCCGAAUUGACUCAAAUGACAAUCAAACAAGAAACAGAAGGAAACAUAAAUGAAGCUAGACGAGAAGAAGAAGACGAAGAACAAGAUGAAGAUUCCAGAACAUCAAUGCCACCUGCAUUGGGAGAAGAUGAUGAUUAUGAGGAGGAUGAUGCUGAUAGUUUUAUUGAUAAAACUAAUACACCGCCACCAUCACAAUCAUUUCUGGAAGGAUGUCGAGCAGCUAAUUUACCAAAUGACAUUGUUACUGGUGCAUGGGAAACGUACAACCACGCGGUUCAACGGGUUUCUCUUGAGGGUUCGGAAUCGGCGUGGCAACUAUCAGCAAUUUACUAUUAUCUUCUAUCAAAAGGAAUAAAACGUCGUGGAAAAACAAUCCGUAUUCUCAUUCAACCGUUUCCUGUUUCGAUACUUACAAUUGCCAACUCAUUUGACAUAUCCGUUGCUGAAAUGCUUGACAAAACUGCUCGAUUUGUGGAAAUUAUACAUUCCAGAAAAAUUCGUCGUUAUCAAGAAUAUAUUCGACGAAUUCAAGAAGGACUCGCAGUUUCUUGUGUGAUAUUCAAAAAGUUUUGCCGAAUUUUCUGCAAAAUAUUCGAGGAGAUCAAAGUUGGAUCCGAAAAUUGUCCAUCUUCUCAUGAACUUUUUACGGUUCUUUGGACAUCUUUUCUGGUGAUGAAAAGUCGAAUGACAGUGGACGAUUUGAUUUCAAAUUAUCAACUUCUUUUUUCAAUACUUGAUCAAGUAUAUACCGAAAUGUGUUCAAUGAAAGAGGGAAUAGUUCAUCAUUUGAAUCAAAAAUUUGUUGAAGAUCUUCUUGAAAAUGAUUGUACGAUUAUUCGAGCUCUUUGCACACAAUUUGGUGGAAGUGUUCUUGAUGCACGGCACUUUUCUGAUCAUACUUUUAAGAAAAUGGAGAAGACUGGAAUUCCGUCCACUUGGAAUUUUCAAGAGUUUCGAGAUUUGAUCAUGAACGUUCCAAAAACGGCAUAUGAGAAUUAUCUAUUGCAACGUGGAAGUAUUGAUGAGCGGAUUUUCAUUCCAAGCGUUGAGGACUUUUCAAAAAUUUUCCAAUCCCCGGACACAUACUCAGUAGCAGAUAUUCUCAAAGUGUCUUACUCUGGAAGACGUUUCCGUGAUGCAGAAUUUCUUACAAAAAUCUCAAAUAAUCAUUGUCUGGAAAAGUUGGCAUUAGGUGGAAAAGUAGCAUCAGAAAAGUUGGUAACACAGUCAAAAGAACAGCCGAGAGUUCCGUGUGUUGAGUAUAAUCUCGAAUUGGGAAAUUAUCCAGACGAUUUGGAAUCGAACAAUCAAAGUCUUUAUAAUAGAUUGACAAAAAUUAUUGGAAGCUGGAAAUUGGAGAAUUCGAAACUCGAAGAAGUGUGUGGCACAAUGUCCGACAGUCCAAUGGCAACAAUUCUUCUGAAAAGUGAUGAAAUGACAAAUAAAUUCGAGCGAACUUUAUCUGCAGAACUCGGAGAGACGAUCAAUGAGAAUAUUCCUAAAUAUCACUAUAAUGUUCGAAAAGAAUUGGAAUUAGUUUUUCUCAUUUUCAUGGAGAAAAUAAUUGUUGCAGAAUUGAAAAAGAAAGUACGAGAGGAGGACUUGCUGAAUGUGAUUCGUCGGGAAGAAUUUCUUGAUUCAGUUUUCUGUUUCUGUGUUGAACUGAUCCUUGUUUCCAAUGGAUAUGAUCGUCCAUUUCCAUGGAGUGCUGAACUGUGUGGAGUACAUCCAUUUAUGUUUCAUAAAGUAAUUGAUUUGAUGAUAACACAUGAGAAACAGCUAAGUCGUCAAAUGGUUCAACAUUUUAGUCGAAUUGAAGAAACUGUAAUUGAGUAUUUUUCGUGGAAGUCUGAUAGUCCAUUAUGGCCAAUGGUUGUCAGGUGUCCAUUUGCACAUUUUCAAGAAUUCGGAGAGGAUUGGGCUGAUAAAUUAAACUCGUACUCACCAAUAAAAUUCACUCCAAUCAAGAAGCCUGAUGAUCUACGAGACGAACUUGGAAGACCUAUAGUUCCUCAAAAUCAAACUUCAAGAACUCUAAGAAUUUUUUUGAAAAGAACUUAUUUCACCGCCGCUCGUCGACUUCAAGAUCUCACUGAUCGUGUUUCAAUGGGAGCUCGUGCAAAAUCACAAUGCUGGUCACUUUUCGAUUAUCUUCUUCGCAAUGACACUUUGAUUUUUAUGGAUAGACAUCUUGAUCAAAUUCUUCUUUGUUGCGUGUUUGUCAUUAUGAAGAUAAAUGAGUCAUCAAUGCUUUUCACGGAAAUAAUGGCUCAAUAUCGACGACAAUCAGCCAAUUCUUUGCUGGUCUACCGAAGUGUUACAGUAUUCCAAGAACAACUGAAUCCCGAAAAUCCACAGGCAGUAAACACGAAGGAGACAAUUUUGGAACGUCUUGAAGGUCCACAAAAAGAAAAAACGACAGUUGAUAUAAUCAAAUAUUAUAAUAUCGAGUUUCGGGAUCGUAUCAAGUAUAUUAUCGGUCAAAUUGAUAGUGCUUCAGAUGAAGAUUUGAUGGAAAUGCCGGUUGCAACAGAAUCUGGAUUGAUGCCUGUUCGAGUUUAUUUAACACAUAAAUUAUCGAUUCAAACGCUUCCAAAAACGAAACACGGAGAGUCGAAACAAGAAAGAGCUAUUGCGAACCUUGAAAAAUCUGGAAUUACGAUCGCUAUGGAACGGUCUGGAGAUUAAAAAUGAUUGUUGUGAAUACUUUGAACUUUUUAAUGCAUUUUUGAUUAAUCAUUUAGUACUUCUUUUCUCGUCUAUUUUUUUAUCUUUUCCUUCAAAUUCAGGCAAGUAAUUAUACUUUCCAUUUCUAAUUGAUUGCUUCAAAAUAGACGUCUAGUUAUAUUCAAAACAAUCCCCCUUUUGAAUUGGAAUCUUCAAAUAUCGUAUUAAAUAUUAAUAUUGUAAUCAUUUUUCACAAUCCCCCAUGCCAUUAUUGUUACUGAUUUUUUCUCUCUUUUUAACCAUCAUCGAUAAAUUCAUUUUACAGUUAU